AUGCCCAUACAUCAGACUUCUGGCAGCUUCCUCACCUGCACCAUUCUAGACAAAGCAGUAUACCCAGAAGGACUCAGUGAAAAUAUUGGCCUUCCCCUGAGUCUAUUUGAGAAGCACGACCCCUGGCCAGCCUAUGUCACAUAUACCUCCCCAAUGGUGAGAAGCCUCAUUGAGAAUAGCCGAGCUCGAGACCUAGAAUGCAUACAAGCCAUUGAAGAGAAUCGGUGGGGCUCAAGGCAAAGCAAGCCUUCCAGUGCCAUUCAUCUGAAGAGGUGGAAGUCCAAGUCCUCCAGCAAAGCUGCGUUAAAGGACAGGCUGUCCGAUAGCACAUUAUCAGUUUCUACAGUUCUCCCAGAACCCACACACUAUAGUACAGAGUCCAGAGAAUGUCCCACUACAAACUAUAACAAGAUCAUCUUUGCCCGAAAGCCCAUGAUAAGAAUGCUUCCACGCAGCUCACUACCAGCCAGCAAAGAGAAACGUUCCAAUGUUUAG
Messenger RNA from Chrysochloris asiatica (Cape golden mole), 495 nucleotides. It is a transcript of the gene CDRT4, whose product is annotated as CMT1A duplicated region transcript 4. The coding region runs from base 1 to 495 and encodes 164 amino acids. Lineage: Eukaryota; Metazoa; Chordata; Mammalia; Afrosoricida; Chrysochloridae. The record is from RefSeq and is a predicted model, not a curated record. The transcript is spliced from 2 exons.